AUGGAAGAUUUACAUGAAAGUAUUUCUGAUAUAUCACAAAUCAGUAAGACUAUUGAGAAACAAAAUGAAGAAAUAAGUUUUCAAAAAAAAUUAGUGAAUAAAGGUGGAUGUUCAAGAGCUGAUAUUUGGAAUGAUUUUAUCUGUGAAGAAUCUGAUAGAAAAGGCCAUUAUGGCACCAAAUCUUUACUUAAAGCUUUUGUUUAUGCUGGAAUCUUAUUUUUGGUAAUUGAUAAUUCAUUUGUUUGGGAUCUUCUUAAUCUUCUUGAGCCAGGAUAUACUCCUCCUGGAAGA
This is a messenger RNA of Cetraspora pellucida, 291 nucleotides long. Lineage: Eukaryota; Fungi; Glomeromycota; Glomeromycetes; Diversisporales; Gigasporaceae. The record is from the annotation of a GenBank genome assembly.